Molecule: messenger RNA, 3345 nt
Organism: Fundulus heteroclitus (mummichog)
Lineage: Eukaryota; Metazoa; Chordata; Actinopteri; Cyprinodontiformes; Fundulidae
Product: neuropilin and tolloid-like protein 1
Exons: 10
Coding region: 134-1837 (567 amino acids)
Molecular function (GO): protein binding
Source: RefSeq, a predicted model, not a curated record
UGACAAGUGUCCGCCAGCCUGCUUCGGCACAUUUUAUCAUGAGCUGAAAGGCGCAGUAUGUUUUAGCAUGAAGAGACAUAUAUGCGAAGAGGCGCUCCUCACACCACCCAACGCUUGACUGAAGCCAUGUGAGAUGGAUCUGCAUCUCCGGGGGUCAGACAUGGUGCACAAACUUCUGCUGCCCAUCGCUGUAGCAGCAAGCUUUAUCCCACCUGGGCUGUGUGGUUCAACAGCAAACACGAAAAAAACUCAAGUGAAAAAUAACUCAGGUGUCACCCCUGCUGGACAGUGUGGGUCUUGGGUGAAGGAGCCCAGUGGAGGGUACUUCACCUCUCCAAAUUACCCUGAGAAAUACCCACCGGAGAGGGAAUGCAUCUACAUUAUAGAAGCGUCGCCUCGACAGUGCAUCGACCUGUUCUUCGAUGACAAAUACUCUAUUGAGCCAUCCUGGGAGUGCCGCUUUGACCACAUUGAAAUCCGCGACGGGCCCUUCGGUUUCUCUCCAAUCAUUGGCCGGUACUGCGGGCAGGAGAGCCCUGCCUACGUCCGCUCCAGUGGGCGGUACCUGUACAUCAAGUUUGUAGCUGAUGGUGAACUGGAGGCCAUCGGGUUUUCAGCCCGGUAUAACUUCACACAAGAUCCUGAGUUUGAAGAAAUUGGGGAGUUACCUGUUCUCCCAGCUUGUGACUUCGAGCUGAGUGGUCCGGAGGGCUUUGUGGAAUCGAUACAGAUAGCCAAAGAAGGCCGAGCGCAGCUGACCGAAGCGGUGGACUGCAGGUGGUACAUCAGAGCCCCGCCGAGAGCAAGGGUCUACAUGCGUUUUCUAGAGUAUGAAAUGCACAACUCAAAUGAGUGCAAGCGCAACUUCGUCGCCAUCUAUGAUGGGAGCAGUGGAGUGGAGCACCUGAAGAACAAGUUUUGCUCCACAGUGGCCAAUGAUGUCAUGCUGUCGACCUCUGUGGGUGUGGUGAGGCUCUGGGCGGAUGAGGGGAGCAGGAAGAGCAGAUUUAAGAUCCUCUUUACGACUUUCCAUGAACCUCCGUGUGAAGGAGAGGCCUUCUUUUGCCACAACAACAUGUGCAUCAAUAACACCCUCGUCUGCAAUGGUGUCCAGAACUGCGUUUACCCAUGGGAUGAGAACCGGUGCAAAGAGAAGAGGAAGGCAAGCAUCUUGGAUACGCUGGACAACACCAACCUGACAAUCAUUGGGAUAACGUGCGGUCUGGUCGUCAUCCUGCUCAUCAUCUCUGUCAUCAUUCAGAUCAAGCAACCUCGCAAGAAAUACGUCAUACGCAGAGAUGACUGCGAUCCAGCUCUGCUACACCCGGGUUUUGAGCCCCCACACUACGAGCUCUGCACCCUGCGCCGCGCCCCUUCUGUUGACCUGACUGACGCCGCCCUGGCAGACGACUUCGAAAAGUUCCACAAACUCCGCCGUUCGGAAAGCAAGUGCAUCCGCGACCACCACUGCGGCUCUAACCAUGGAAGCAUCCAUGGCAGUAUCCAUGGUAGCCGCAGCAACCUGAGCCUGAGGGAUGCCACCAUUGCACCCGACGGAGGGUCCACUGGACCCCCGAUGUCUCCGAUGAUGGUGAAGCAGAUGUCGCCGCACCUCUCUCACCACAACACGCCGGCGGGCCGACGGAGCAUCCUGGUGAUGAAGCACAGCUACUCGCAGGACGGGGCGGAGGCGUACAGGGCGGAGGAUGAAGAGGAUGAAUUCAUGAUGGAUGCCGGUCCCACCACCAGCCAACACCACAUGCACCACCACCAGAUCCAUCACGGCACCUCAGGGUUGGACCACGCUUUCCAUCGUGCGCUAUCGAAUGACUUCUAAUUUAUUGCAAGUUAGGAAAACAGGUUAUACUAAACAAGUUUUUAUUAAAAUUAAUGGGAAAAUUUUACAAAAAAAUAGUAGUAGUGUAAGAUUUACACACUGGCACACCAUCUUACAAAAUGACCUCGCCGCCAAGCGCGUAAUAACUACCACAAUAUCAUAAAUGUGACAAUGUCAACAUGUCCUCCAUGUAUUUGGUACCGAGCUACUGCUAACAGCUACGGUUAAUGUGUGAAAUGGUUUUUGGCACUGUUGCCAAGUCCGUUUAUAAUAAGCAACUUUGGGCUUGUUUUUUUCUAAAGUUGUUUCUGAACGUGCAGUCACUUAUUUGGGUUCUAUAAUAAGCAAUGAUAAAGUUAUAAAGAGACCCACAUGCACUGCUGCGCUACAGACACCUUGAACCGGCCGGCUCAAAUAUCACUCCGUCCCUCUGUGUACACACAUACUCCCUGAGAGGGAGAGGAACGAACUAGCCGUCUCUGCUGGGAGGACAGAGUAGUUGCUGGACUACACUGCCCUAUUUCUAACAUAACGCUACAAAACAACUUCACUGUUAAGUUGAAUUAACUUACCUGUCAAGCAGAAAGUCUGCAACCUCCGCAUCCGUUUUAAAUCCCUGCUCCCUCAUGUAUUGUCUCCACCUGGUAAUAAUAGCCGCGCCAAUAUAGACUCGUUUUCUCCGUUAUUGCUGCUUUUUCUUUUUCUUGGUUACUUACUCUUCCCUCUUACUGGGCAAAGAGUAUUUCAACAGAAAAUAGAACGAUCCACAGCCAUCUUUGCUUGUUUUAUACUCCUGAUCCACUGACAGUGUGUCUUCAUACAGGAGACAGAUAGGGAAAACGCGUAAGCCAGAAGUGGCGACGCAACAUGGCGCCUCCCAGUGUGUGCACUGCCACCUAUUUAUUUAUAAACUACUCAUACUAAGUUAUGGAAACACUUUCAGUUUUGAUGUGAUAUUAUUAGACUUUGGCAUAAUGGGUAUUUAUAAAAGCAAAAGCUGAUUUUUGCUCAUUAAAAGCCAAAUUAGUUACACACUGUCGCGAUGACGCUUUCUUCUCAACAGGUGCUAAUAUCCUUUAAUUCUUAAAACAUAAUACAGAUCCUGUUUGAGAAUUUCUUACUAAAAUUCAUAAUUGACAUUUAGUAAAUGGAAAUAGCAUGCAGACUAUAAAACAUUUUUACUGCAGAUUUUAUUAUAAGCCCCCCUAAACAAAGGACUCAAAUUUAGUAAUGGAUGAUGCUUAGAGCACAACCGACUUAAGAAAAGGAAGAAAGUGAACAAUAACCAGGAUGGGUCAAAGAUAAUGCUCAUUCCACGUGAUCUAAGUUCCCUUAUUUUGUUCCAUGCACUUCUGCCCUUGUACACAAUAUGUUUAUCUAAUGGAGAUUUGUACAUGUUUGGACAUUUUUCCACCUCCAAAGCAAAAACUAAUGUUUUAGUCAAUGUUAGACACCAAGUGUGUUUUCCCUUGAUUGUUAAUUUAUUUGAUUAAAUAUUUUCCCUGAAA